Molecule: messenger RNA, 885 nt
Organism: Zasmidium cellare ATCC 36951
Lineage: Eukaryota; Fungi; Ascomycota; Dothideomycetes; Mycosphaerellales; Mycosphaerellaceae
Exons: 2
Coding region: 1-885 (294 amino acids)
Source: RefSeq, a predicted model, not a curated record
AUGCCUCGUGCCUGGAACACCAACGACAAGACCUACGUCCUCUUCCACAAUCGCUUCGACAUGGCCUCAUACAAUCCCCAAACCGAUUACCCAACAGUCCUACUCUUCGACAUAGGCGGCGUUUGCGUCGUCUCCCCCUUCCAAGCGAUCCUCGACUACGAAAAACGCCAAAACAUCCCCCUCGGCUACAUCAACCAUAGCAUCUCCGCGUCCGCCCCCAACGGCGCCUGGCAGCGCCUCGAACGCGGCGAGAUCCUCCUCGACGCCGGCUUCUUCCAACACUUCAAAGCCGACCUCUCCGACCCCCAGCGCUGGAAAGACUACUACGCCAAAACCAACAAGACAACCGCGCAAAAAAUCCCGCCCGUCGCGGAUAUCGAUGUCGAAUGGCUCUUCUGGGAAAUGAUGGGGAACUCGCGCAGACCUGAUCCGCAUAUGUGGCCGGCGCUGCAACGGCUAAGAGCGGUGGCGGAUAAGAGUAAUGGGAAGUUGAUCUUGGGGGCUUUGAGCAAUACGUCUAUCUGGCCGCCGAAUCAUCCCUUCUCCGAUCCCAAUACCCCGGAAGGAAAGCAGAAUGCCGCUCUGCGCGCGUGCUUCGACGUCUUCGUCUCGAGCGCACAUGUCGGGAUGCGUAAACCCGCCGAGGAUAUAUAUCAGUAUGCGAUUGUCAGGUUGCACGAGUAUGUCAAGACGAAGGGAUAUGGGAAGGGGGUGAGGGCACAGGAUAUCACGUUUUUGGAUGAUAUCGGGGGCAAUUUGAGGACGGCGAAGAAGUUGGGGAUGGGAACGAUCAAGGUGCAGUUGGGGAGGACGGAUAAGGCUGUGGUGGAGCUCGAGAGGAUUACGGGGUUGAGGUUGAGGGAUGAUGAUAAGGCGAGGCUAUGA